AGGGAGGUAGAGUGAGAGAGAAAGAAAGAGAGAUAAAGAGAUUGAGAGAGAGAGUGAGAGAGAGAGAGCAGUCAGGAAGAGAGCCAAGAGUGAAAACAGACCAUGGCGCUGUGUGUGUGUGUGUGUGUAUGUGUGUGUAGGAGUUUAUGCUGGAGCCCCCUCCUCACCACACACACCACAGCUGACACACCUUCUCUCCUCCAAAACCCCCUUUCUCCUCUCAUCUUUUACACUUCUCUCUCUCUCAGGAUAGAGUGAGCGUUCUCCUCAGAGCAGACUGUUUUUCACCCUGUUUUCUCUGCUCAUUUUAAGAGUUGCCAGUUUCCAGGGAGGAUUUGCUCUGUUUCACUGCCACUCGUGAUUUCAGUGAAAAGAAACUCAAAUGGAGAGCUGUUGCUGAGGAGACCUGUGUUUGUAUGUGUGUGUGCCUUUCUUUCUUUCUUCUCUCUCCUGUGUUUGUACCAUUUCCACUCUGUUUUGGAUCUCCUAAACAUCCGCCGUGACAGACCCUCACUCAAGGACACAUCAUACCUCCACUUCAGCGGACAGCGACAAGCAUACCGACAAAGACGAGCCGCCACCAGCCGGUCACCAUGGAAGGAGUCCAUGUCGGCCUUUUCCCGCUCACUGCUUUCAUAACAGGGCUCCUGCUGCUGUGUUCUGCUGGCUCUGCUCUAGAACUGAACCCCAACAUCAGACAGACCAGUCUGGACGCUAACUCCUCCUUCAGCAUCACCUGUUCAGGCUGGGCCCGGGUCAGCUGGCGCUUCAAACGAGAGGAAAACAUCCCAGAGUUCCGUAUGGAGACCCGGACCAACACUACCAGCGUUCUGCAUCUGGAGCACGUGACGUGGGAGCACACAGGAGUGUAUGUGUGCACUGAGGAUGAGACUAAUACAGAGAUAGAGCUGGCCAUCUAUGUGCCUGACCCUGAGGUGUGGUUUUUGAAGAAUGAGUAUUACAUGGUCACUAAGACUGGAGAAGAAGGGAUCGUCCCGUGCCUUGUGACAGACCCUCGCAUAAAUGUGACCCUCCAUGACAGAAUGACAGAGAGCCUGGUGAAGGGCGAGUAUUUGCCCAGCGUGGGGUACAAAGCCAUGCUGGAUGACCAGACGUAUAAGUGCAGAGGAGAACUGAACGGAGAGGAGAAGUGGAGCGAACCAUACUACGUCUUCAGCAUCUUAGUUCCUGAAAUGGUGGACGCCCACAUCAAUGCCUCAAAGACAGUGCUGAAACAGGGCGAGCCACUCAGCAUUAACUGCACCGCCAUCGGAGUGGAGCUGGUCUUCUUCUCCUGGGACUUCCCAAACAAAGACGUAAUUCACAUAGAGCCCCUGACAGACGUGCUGUCGACCACCAGCAUGCGCUCUUGCCUGAACAUUUCCAAUGCCACGCUGGCACACUCAGGACAGUACGUCUGCUAUGCACACGAGGGUGUGAACAACCAAGAGACUUCAGCCAGCAUCAACAUCACUGUGCUGGAGAGAGGAUUUGUGGCACUGAGUUCGUUCAUGGGCCCCAACGUUUCAGCGCAGCUGCAUGAGAACAUUCAGCUGAGGGUGGAGGUGGAGGCCUACCCCAAACCUCACAUCCACUGGACUAAAGACGGAGCCGUCAUCAAAGGGGACAACAUCAUCAACAUGAGUCCGGAACACAAGACCAGAUAUGUCAGCACAUUGACUCUUGUGAGAAUCCGGCUGGAGCAGAAAGGAUAUUACUCUGUUCACGUUGCCAAUGAGGAUGCUUCCAAUAAGAUGAUCUUUGACCUAGAGGUUAAAGCUCCACCUCAGAUAACAGAGCUGUCGGACCAUCACCUGCCAGGGAAGAAGCAUGCUGUCACCUGUGUGGCUGAGGGAGUUCCUUCUCCCAGCAUUCAGUGGUUGAGAUGUGACGGCAUGCAAAAAUGCAGUAACAGAAGCGUACCGUGGAGCCCCCUGGUGUCCCAUCUGGAAAGCCUCAACAUUGUGACUAAUGCCACCUACAAUGACACGCGCAAGAUCCACCAGGUGCACAGUCAGGUGAUCUUCCUCCACCCUCAGCAGAUCAGUGUGCGCUGCCUGGCCAAGAACGAGGGAGGAGCUCGCGCGCGGGACAUCAAACUCAUCACCAGCACUCUCUUCUCUCAGGUGGCUGUUCUGGCUGCUGUUUUGGCUUUGGUUGUCAUAGCUAUCAUCUUCAUCAUCAUCCUCAUUGCCGUGUGGAGAAAGAAGCCACGAUAUGAGAUCAGGUGGAAGGUGAUUGAGUCAGUGAGUCUGGAUGGUCAUGAGUACAUUUAUGUGGACCCCAUCCACCUGCCCUACGACCUGGCCUGGGAGAUGCCCCGGGACAGCCUAGUCCUUGGUCGUACUCUGGGAUCAGGAGCGUUUGGUAGAGUAGUGGAGGCCACUGCAUAUGGACUCAGCCAUUCACAGUCCUCCACUAAAGUUGCUGUGAAAAUGCUCAAAUCCACAGCACGCAGGAGUGAAACUCAGGCACUGAUGUCAGAGCUGAAGAUCAUGAGCCACCUCGGCCCUCACCUCAACAUUGUCAACCUCCUGGGAGCUUGCACCAAACAAGGCCCACUGUACCUGGUGACGGAGUACUGUCGCUAUGGAGACCUGGUGGACUACCUGCACAGGAACAAGCAGAGCUUUCUGCAGCAUUAUGCUAACAAGAACCACCUUGUUAAUGGCAACGACAGUCAAAUUUGCCUGGACUCUGAGGUGCCUUCUGGAAAAGGCUAUGUGUCAUUUGGCAGUGUGAGUGAUGGUGGUUAUAUGGACAUGAGUAAAGAGGAGAUGACUGAAUAUGUGCCGAUGCAAGAGCUCAUAGACACCAUCAAAUAUGCAGACAUCCAGCCCUCUCCGUAUGAGUCCCCAUACCAGCAGGACAUCUACCAGGAGCAAGGUCACAGAGUGGAUCUUUCUCUGGUUAUCAGUGACUCUCCUGUCCUGAGCUACACUGACCUCGUGGGCUUCAGCUUCCAGGUGGCCAAAGGCAUGGAGUUCCUGGCCUCGAAAAAUUGCGUUCAUCGGGACCUGGCAGCGAGAAAUGUGUUGAUCUGUGAGGGGAAGCUUGUGAAAAUCUGUGACUUUGGACUGGCCAGAGACAUCAUGCAUGACAACAACUACAUCUCCAAAGGCAGCACGUUCCUGCCCCUGAAAUGGAUGGCUCCAGAGAGCAUCUUCCAUAACCUCUACACCACACUAAGUGAUGUCUGGUCUUUUGGCAUUUUACUGUGGGAGAUAUUUACUCUAGGAGGAACUCCAUAUCCAGAUCUGCCUAUGAAUGAGCUGUUCUAUAAUGCUCUAAAGAGAGGGUACCGCAUGGCCAAACCCAUGCACGCCUCAGAGGAAAUUUAUGAAGUGAUGAGGAAGUGCUGGGAGGAGAAGUUUGAGAAGAGGCCUGAGUUCUCUUUUCUGGUCCAGGCCAUGGGGAACAUGCUCACAGAGACCUAUAAAAAGAAAUACCACCAGGUCAAUGACAACUUCCUGAAGAGUGACCACCCUGCAGUGGUGCGCACCAAGCACAGGGUGCCCUCUCCAUUCCCAGUCACCCUCUCUCCUUCAUCCCCUUCCUCCACAUUCCCUCCAUCCUCCACUCCCAACCCUUGCCUGGACAGGGAGACAGCAAUGGCCCCUUACAAUGGCUACAUCAUCCCCAUCCCGGACCCCAAGCCAGAGGAAGAGUGUCAGGAGGCUACCCUGCCAACAGAAAUCCCCUCGAGCUCUGUGGGUUCUGAAGCGGAGACAGUGUCUUUGGAAACCCCCAGCAUGGACGCAGAGCAGGAGGAGCUGCUGAAGGAGUGCUCCAAAACUCCAGAAGUAGAAGAGAGUUUCCUGUGACACUACGUAGCAUCCUGUCAUCAGGAAGAUUAACAUUCAAAACAAAAAGCAAACAGCAGCUGUGUAAGAUGUUUCACAGUUUUCUUAGAAAUGUUGGCUGCAACUGAGAACAGUCACAUUUAUACCAGAAGAUCAUUCAGAAAAGUUUCAUAUUAGAUCCUAGCUUACAAACGAGGCAUCGUAAAUGAAAUCAGAUCAUUUUGUUUCAGUUUUGAGGAAUAGAGCAACAAGACUAUAACACAGUAUUUUAUAAGAAAUCUUGAAAAUCAACCUUCAUACAACAACCUGUUAUUUCUAUUAGUACACAAUUAGACCUCACAAAUGCAAAUCUAUAGGAAAAUGAUGUCCAGUUAAAGAUAGGGCUAGAGGGGCUUACCCCCCCUUCUUUGUGAAAUCAGGUUACGGUACUAAUUUUUCAGCGUAAUGGUACAUCGCAAUGCAUUUAACUGCCUAAAGCAAAGCUACAAACAAUGCAUAAUCAGUAUAGAAAAGAGAUGCUGUGAAUGUCAUUGGAUUUUGUAGCAUGGAAGAUUUUGCUUGUCAUUUUGUAGGAUUGACGACUUCUGUCUUAUUUUGUACGAUUUUCAAUAUAGUCAAGCUGCAUAACUGACAUUUUAAAUGAAGGACAUAUUUGUGUUUAUGACCUACAUUUGUUAAAGUAUUUUCUAUUUUAGCUUAUUCUUUCCUGUUGAGCAGAGCAUUAUGCAAAAGAAGUUUGUAUUUUAUUUUGAGACAAUAUCAUUUUACUAUAUUUUGCAUUAUAGUGAAGGGAAUUUGUAAAAAACCUUGUAGCAGAUUUGCACUUUACAGCCUCAUGGAAAUUUUUCACCUAGAUUUUAUCUGAUUUUUUAACUCUUUUUUCAUUUCAGAGAAUGAAAUAGUAUGUCGACAGAUGAAAUAGUGAUUAAAGAUUGUAUUUUUGGUUGCAAAGUUUUAUUUCCAUCACAGUGUUGGCGUAAGAAUUCCUUAUUCCCUAAAGCAUUGUAUUGAAUACAGACUGAAACACUAGUGAAACUACAGGCACAGGUUAAGGUACUAGAAACAGGGCGACUAUGUGUGAGAUUUUCUUCUUCUUUGUUUUGUUUUACAAAUUUGUUUAGCUUCUACAGAGAAUCUGUCUCUUUACUGCUUUCAGGUCAGUAUGAGUUACAGAGUGUUGUGACUGCUUGAGGUGGAGUUUUCUUUUAACACUGAUACAAGUUCCUCCUCUUAUCCACCCUUAAAGGGGAACUCCACCGAUUUUUUCCAAAUUACAACUUAAUUCAAUGUGAUGUAAACAUACAUACAUAUAUACAUCAUCUAAACCGCUUAUCCCUCUGGGUCGCGGUGGGGUGCUGGAGCCUAUCCCAGCUGUCAUUGGGCGGAAGGCAGGAUACACCCUGGACAGGUCGCCAGUCCAUCGCAGGGCGUGAUGUAAACAAAGUCAUUCAAAAUGGUUUAAUAUGAAAUGUUUUUUUUGGUUUUUUUGUUUUUUUUACAGUGGUGGUGACAGGAGCCAGGGGUCAUGAUGUCUAAAGUGCAAAUAUAGCCACCAGCGCACCUACACAUGUCUUCUUAGUUUGAUAAUGCUAAAAUAGCAUUAAAUCUGAUAAGGAAGUAUUCUUUCUGGAUUAUCACACCCUGCAUGUACCCAUCCACCAUCAGCAGAUCACAAAACUAUCAUAAAAUAAUGUCUCAUAAUGUCUAAUAACAUCUCUUUCUGUGAGGUAGAUUUUAUGGGCAUUAAACUCUUCAUCUGGUUCCUAUCACCACCACUGUGAACAAUUCUGACUCAGUUUCUCUACAAUGGAGUGUUUCACAUCAAACUACUCUGAAUGACUCUGUUUACAUCCUAACAAUUGAAGUGGAAUUCCUCUUUAAUCAUUAUCAUGCGUACGGUUACAUGAAACUGACCUCAGGACAGUGUCUACAGUCAAUUUACCCGAGCGCCUUAUAACCCAGUCCAGGAACGUAUUACUGUCAUCCGGUGAAAAAGCCGUCCAUUUUGUGAACUCACAGAAUGAUCUAUAGCUCUUCACCUUUCUUUUGUUUUUAUUUUCUCUUUCUUUUCUUUUUAUUGUAGCCCUUUUUUGUAUAUGAGCCAAACAGUAUUUAGUGUCACUCCAUAAAUCACACCUUACAUGAAAAUAUCACACGCUAUGGUACCAAAGCUUUUACAAUAUGUAUGUUUACAAGUGUAUUUUUGUAUAAAUAUUUUGUAUGUUGUACUUUAUCGUACUGAAUAUGUUCUAUGUUAAAAGAAACCUAUAAUAAAGUUUAGAAAAAUAUCUAUUACUCCUUA
This is a messenger RNA of Colossoma macropomum (tambaqui), 6105 nucleotides long. RefSeq names its product platelet-derived growth factor receptor, beta polypeptide (gene pdgfrb). Gene Ontology annotation, biological process: positive regulation of kinase activity; protein phosphorylation; cell surface receptor protein tyrosine kinase signaling pathway. The record is from RefSeq and is a predicted model, not a curated record. Gene Ontology annotation, cellular component: signaling receptor complex. Gene Ontology annotation, molecular function: platelet-derived growth factor beta-receptor activity; ATP binding; platelet-derived growth factor binding. NCBI's taxonomy places the organism in Eukaryota, Metazoa, Chordata, Actinopteri, Characiformes, Serrasalmidae. The transcript has 23 exons. The coding region runs from base 594 to 3824 and encodes 1076 amino acids.